AUGACCGUUACCGUUAUCAACUCCCACGCCGAAUUCAAACAAAUCAUCAACAGCGGCAAGCCCGUGCUCGCCCACAAGCCAGAAAACAGCCAUGUGGGAUUCUACAAAGUCAACGUCGAUGAACAAGACCAAAUCAGCAAGGAAGUCGGCAUCAAAGCGUUGCCGACUUUUAUUAUCUUCCACAAUGGUGUCAAGGCGGGUGAGGAUGUUGGGCGCAGUCCGUAUGAAUUGGAACAGCUGGUUAAGCGGGCGGCUGCUCUCUAA
Molecule: messenger RNA, 264 nt
Organism: Aspergillus wentii DTO 134E9
Lineage: Eukaryota; Fungi; Ascomycota; Eurotiomycetes; Eurotiales; Aspergillaceae
Product: thioredoxin family protein
Exons: 3
Coding region: 1-264 (87 amino acids)
Source: RefSeq, a predicted model, not a curated record